UCUGGUGGUGGCUUUUUUUUUUCCCCUCUUAGUCCUUAUCAGGUUUACUUGUCCUAUUCUUAAUCUUAUCAGCCGCAUUUCCACUGCCUAGACUGUCAAAGGAACACCAAGUGCUGCAGAUAAAAUGCUGGAGGUGUAAAAAGCUCCUGCUCAGAAGCUAAAUCAGAAUCACAUGUCAACACAGUUCAGGGUCAGGCUCUGGCAGGAUGGUAGGAUCAUUGUUUUUAAUGCCAUUUACUAAUUAAUAAUGAGUCCCAGAUUACGGAAAGUCUGGAAUGAAGCGGCUUACUAAAGUAGUGAUUUAGCUCUUUGAACCAGCUACACCAGAGUCUGUCAUUAAACUGGAAUUUAUUUGAAUAUUGCUCAGCAAUUUCCAAAUGCUCUUCUGACAAGAGGCGGCGUGGUUUAUGUUUCACACAAUCAUCCCCCCCUGUUUCGGCCAGAGCUCCUUAUACCCCCGCUGGAAACGCAUGGCAGGACUGCGGCAGGUGUAUUUUAUUCGGCAGAUGUACUGUAAACGCAUUACAGCAGAUCAGCUGGAUUUCUUCCUUUAAAUGUAUACUGUGAGAUCCAACUUGCAAGCCAGCUGUUUCUUAUCGGCCGGUGUAAUCUUCCCGAGCCCGGCUUUGCCUCUUCCUCUCGCAGCUAUUUCUGUAACGGGAUCGGACGAGCGAGAGCGCCGCUAUGAAUUUUAAUGCUUCCACUGGGGAAUCCCUGCCGCCUCCUCCUUUUGGAUGAGAUCCUCGAGGAAAGACCCAGAACAGAGCGAGUGGGGAGGAGGAGGAGGCAGAGGAGGAGGAGGAGGAGUGGGACGGCGUAGCCGCGGUACUGGGGAGAGCGGGAAGGGGGAGGCGCGGGGGGUAGUUCGGGACCGCGGCGAGCCCGGCACCGAGGCGGGCACUGGGAGCCAUGGGGAAGGAAGGAUGGCUCGGGGCGUGUGUCGCUGCCUGACCGCGGCACGUCACCAGCGGCAGCAGCCACAGCAACGCGGUCCCGCCGCCGCCCCCGCACACAUGAGCCCGCCGGCAUCCCCCGGGGCCGGCCGCGACCUGGGCAGCGCCGAGGGCAUCCCGCUGGGUCCGGGCGGGAGACGGAGCCCGCGGACCGGGCGCUGACACCGCCUCGCUCUCCGCACGCCGCGGUCCGAGAGGAGGAGCCCCGGGUGUCGUGCCUGCCGCCGGCACCGCCGCCGCUCCCGCCGGCACCCCAUGGAUAAGGCGGGCUCGCUGCACAGCUCGGUGCCCGGGCCGCCGCCCCGGCUCUACCUGCCGCGCAACUUCAGCUGCAGCGCCUGCCUCUAUGGCAGCCUGGCCGAGCAGUGCCGGGCGGGCUGCAGCCCCGACGGCGACGCCGCGCCCACGCCGGUGGUGCGGGAAGCGGCGGGCGAGAAGCCGGCGCCGAGCCGCGGGCGGGAGCCCACGCUGCCCGCCGUGCCCCCCAGCCCCACGCAGCGCCGCCGCGCCAAGUCGCUGCCCACGCCCGGCGACCGCAGCCUGCGCCCCGCGCUGCAGCAGAGCCCGUCGCGCCGCAAGACCGUGCGCUUCGCCGACUCGCUGGGGCUGGAGCUCACCUCCGUGCACCUCUUCUGCGAGGCCGACCUGCCGCGGGUGCCGCUGCCCGCGCCGCCCACGCCGCGCCCCGCCGACCUCCUCAAGACCAGGAAGCCGCCGGCGCUGGGCGACCUGGAGCCGGUGCUGUUCGGGCCGCCGCCGCCGCUGCUGGAGCCGCUGUUCCCCCCGCAGCCCGGCGCCAGCCCCGGCUUCACGGAGCGGGUGCGGCAGCACAAGGUGAGGCUGGAGUGGGUGCGGGCAGAGCCGGCGGGGCUGCGCGGGGCCGUGCGCGUCCUCAACCUGGCCUACGAGAAGGUCGUGUCGGUGCGCUACACGCUCAAUGGCUGGGCCAGCUGCGCCGAGGCCGCCGCCACCUACCAGCCGCCCGGGCCGGCCGACGGCAUCACCGACCGCUUCGCCUUCCUGCUGCCCCUGGGCGCCGCCGCCGCCGCCGCCGAGACCAUGCUGGAGUUCGCCGUCCGGUACCGCGUCGCUGGCGCCGAGUACUGGGACAACAACGAGGGCAAGAACUACCGGCUGCGGGGCCGGCAGCGCGUCCCGCCCGCCGCAGGGCCCCCGCAGGACCCCGACAGCUCCGCCUGGAUCCACUUCAUCUGACCCGGGGGGCGCGGAGCCAGCCCAGGGCCGGGGGCACCCUCCCCGCAGGAGCCUCCCGGAGUUUUCCCGAGUUCUGUUUACAGAGGGGUAAUUUGUGUUUUCUGUGUCACUGGCGGGGCUGGGGGGAACCCUGGCUCGCCUCCCAGGCGGGGUGUGGGCAGGGAGGCCGGGAGCGGGUUCCCCUCAGUGUCCCGAGCGCUGCGGCUUCCACCAAAGCUGUGGCUGCCGGCCGGGCUCCGGGGGCAGGGGCCGGGAAUGUGCGGGAUUUGCCGGCCAGGACCGGGAUCCGCAGGUGAGGGCACAUCCUCCCGGCCCCGGAGGUCAGGCUGAGCUGCUGUCACCUCAGCAGGUUACACGGAGGGCACCACCACAGGGCAUCCCUCCGUCCUGUUCGCCUAAUCCUGCUCAAGCAAAGCCCGGCUCCAGCGGGGGCUGGAUCAGCGCCUCGCUGACCCUCUCGUGUUAAUUGUCCCGCGGGGUCAAGGGCCUGGCAGGGCGGGAUAAGGGACAGGUUUGUUCCGAACCCAAAAAGACAAAAGUACGGAUGCCCCAAGGCGUAGCUGUGUUUCAUUAUGCAAUGGAAGUGUUCGAUUUAAAGCAAAGAUUUUUUUUUUUUUUAAACUUUUGAACCCUAUUUCGGUUAUUUAAUCAUAGUUAGAAAGAAAAAGAAACAGAUCGCAUCCUAUUUGAAACGCAAUUCACUGAGGGAUUAUUUAAAAGCAGGUGUUUUGGUUUGGAUUUGUGUGGUACGUUGAUGGAAAAGUUUGUCCGGUCUGGUGUUUGUUUCAGUAGGAUUGGUCCCACAAAGCUGCUUGUGUUCAGGUCAGCAGGAAAGCUGUGGAAUUGCACCAAAGGAGCGACAGCAAGAGUUGAAUCCGUAAUUCCAGUCUGCAUCAUGAGCAACACCUUCAUUAUUCCUGUUGACAGUUUAAUUAAAGUAUCAGUGCAGGAGCCUGCUUUCUGAUUUCCUGCUCCAAAUUCUUCACAAUAAUUUCAGUAAGUGAUGCAUUUCACAAAACUGGUGAGGUUUAAUCAGAUAAAGUUCUACCUUGCCAUAUAAAAGUAAAUCAAUCAAAAUUAGAUAGCAUACUGGUUUCUACCUUCAAAGGUAUGUUUUAAAUUAUAUUAGCACUAAACAAAGCAUUUUCCUUUUUAAACAUGCUUUUCAGGAGUUCAGCUGAAUACAGGUUGUGCUGGUGCCAAAUCUGGGUGCUAAUUUUCCAGGAUUGAGGCAUGUGUCUGUUUGCUGGAGAGGGGCCUCUGCAAAUAAAACUUCUGAAAGUGGUAAAACCAUGCCAGUGUGAUUUUCUGGUUGUGAAGGGCUGUAAGAUCAGCCCUUUAGGUUUUGGGUUUUCUGUAGGUUGUUUUGGGAUGAAAUGUGAUAUUUUUUUUUUAACUGCGUUUUUUUUGUUUCUUGAAAGGGUUAAGUGUCCCAAGCAGCUUGAGUAAUGUGUGGAGUAAUGAGUUCUCACAGAACCUUUUGACUCUGGUGAGAAUUGAGAGCAGUUUUUUCUCCUGAGAGUCUGAUUCAGUCAGAAUAAUUAAACUUAUAAAUUCUGGGGGAAAAAAGAGGUUUGGAAAAUCAAUGGGAAAAGAGAAUUUAAUAUAAUUUCUGUACAUUGCUGGUUCUGAUUUAAUGGAAGUAAUAGCAAGACUGCUUUCUAUAGCAUUGGUAGCUUGGUUGUAAUUUCACAGUCAGUGUUCUAAUCCCUGUGUUUUUAAUGAAACCAAACUUAACAGAAAUACACUGUCAGCAUCUACUGAGUAUUUCACAUUUAGUGAACCUUAGCAUAUUAAGGUUCCCACCUUGUAAUACAAUAAUCCUGUAAGUUACUAGAACACAUUUAUCAAGCUAGAAUUGCACAACUAAGAUCUUAAAAUGUUCAUGAUUAAAACAUAUUAAGUGGUGUAUUUGAUAAAGCAGCCCAAGUGUCUUUUAGUUGAACUUUACUUUUUAUAAGAGCCUUAAUACUGGAGAGAAAGAAAAGGACUUGUCUCCAUUUGAAAGCACUUUGAAACCUGGUAGAAAUAUAGCAAACCAUCAUUUAUUUAUGUGUUGUAGCUUUCCAAAGCUUGGCCUUUUUGACUGACAGAGUGAACCAACAGCAGUUAUGUGGACUAAUGAAAGUGCUUGGAGAAAGAAGUAGUUUCUAUGCAUUUUAGAUCAACUGAUGCUGCAACUUUGCUUAUGAAGUUUUAACAGGAUUUCCUGUUAAUUGUUUCAAUGGCUUUAAAAAACACAGGCAGUGCUAAAAAACAUUUUUAACACUGAGCAAUUCUAGAACUCCAAAAUUAUUUUCCAGUGAUUGGCAGUUUUCAUUGUCAUUUGAUUUAUCCAGCGUAUGUAGGUCUCUAAAAAUUCUCCAAAAGUCCCUAAAAAAGUUUUAAAAUCUCCUUCUAGCACCUGUGGUGAACCACUUUCAAUUUGGAUUAUUUAAAUGGAUGUACCUGUAUCAAGUG
Molecule: messenger RNA, 4628 nt
Organism: Catharus ustulatus (Swainson's thrush)
Lineage: Eukaryota; Metazoa; Chordata; Aves; Passeriformes; Turdidae
Product: protein phosphatase 1 regulatory subunit 3E-like
Exons: 1
Coding region: 1209-2168 (319 amino acids)
Biological process (GO): regulation of glycogen biosynthetic process
Cellular component (GO): protein phosphatase type 1 complex
Molecular function (GO): protein phosphatase 1 binding; glycogen binding
Source: RefSeq, a predicted model, not a curated record